UGAUUACAUUGCUAGAAUAAUGAGAGAUUGUCUCAUACUAAUGUUCUGGCUCAGCAGCCGAGACAACGUGACGUAAACGAGGGGCGGGGCUUCGCGCUUCCGGGUUUGUUUGUAGGAAACCUCACUUCCGUCGCCGAAGCUGCCAUUACUUGAAUGAAGAAAGAGUAGAGAAAAAACGAGAGGGGAGGGCGCCGAGAAGCGGCACGCCUCGAGGAGGAAGAAAAGGCUCGCUGCCUUUGGAGGAAGUAAUUGUAAAAAAAAAAAAAAAAAAGAAACCUAGCUAGAGGAAGCGAGCUCGAAGUCGAGCACAUUAGCAGCUCCCAUGGCUCAGUCAGCGGCUAACGGCGUGAGCCAGGACCUGGCGAGCAAGAGGCUCAACUCAAGGAUGGAGGCGUCUUGCUUGGAGUUGGCCUUGGAAGGAGAGAGGCUCUGCAAGGCUGGGGACUUUAAAGGGGGAACAGUGUUUUUUGAGGCCGCUGUCCAGGUUGGCACAGAAGACCUGAAGACCCUCAGUGCCAUCUACAGCCAGCUUGGCAACGCCUACUUUUACCUCAAAGAGUAUGGCAAAGCCCUGGAAUACCACAAACAUGACCUCACCUUGGCCAGAACUAUAGGAGACAGAAUUGGAGAAGGAAAAGCCAGUGGCAACCUUGGCAACACUUUAAAAGUGUUGGGGCGCUUUGAUGAGGCUGUCGUCUGCUGCCAAAGACAUCUGGACAUUGCUCAAGAGCAGGGUGACAAGGUUGGAGAAGCCAGAGCGCUGUAUAACAUUGGGAACGUGUUUCAUGCAAAGGGCAAGCAGCAGCUGUGGAGCUGCCCCCAGGAACCAGGAGACCUGCCAGCUGAUGUUAGAGACACACUGCAGAAAGCUACGGACUUUUACGAGAUGAACUUGUGUUUGGUCAAAGAGCUUAGUGACCGAGCUGCUCAGGGGAGGGCCUAUGGGAAUCUUGGCAACACCCACUACCUGCUGGGUAACUUUGUUGAAGCAAUCAAGUUUCACCGUCAGCGAUUAUCCAUUGCGAAAGAAUUUGGAGACAAAGCAGCUGAAAGGCGAGCCUACAGUAACCUCGGUAAUGCCUUGAUAUUUCUGGGACAGUUCAACGCAGCCACAGAGUACUACAGGAAAACUCUACAACUGUCCAGGCAACUGAGGGAUCAGGUGAUGGAGGCUCAGGCUUGUUACAGCCUGGGAAACACCUACACUUUGCUGCAGCAGUACGAGAGGGCUAUAGACUACCACCUGAAACACCUGUGUAUAGCCCAACAGCUCAAUGACAGGGUGGGUGAGGGCCGUGCCUGCUGGAGUCUGGGAAAUGCAUACGUGUCUUUAGGGAACCACAAACAGGCUCUCCACUAUGCCCGAAAGCACUUGGACAUCUCUAGAGAAAUAGGAGACAGAAAUGGGGAGCUGACAGCCAGAAUGAAUGUGGAGCAGCUGAUGGAGGCUCUGGGAGUCAAUGAGAGCGAUCUUUCACCCUCCAGUUCAGAGUUUGAGAUGCAAGGAGCAAGACCCAAAAUUACCAAGAGAAACAGCAUGGACAGUGUAGAGCUAUGGAAGUACUCUUCAGAUAAGAAUGGGGACAACCAAGACUUGGAAAGUAUACCAAGAAGAUCUAAGAGUCAGCUCUCACAAGCUGGUAAAAGAAAAGGCUAUUCUGACAGUCAGACGUCGGACGAAAGACCCUGGUUGGAUUCUCCCGUAGACACUGAUGACAUCACUGUUCAAGUCCCUCCUCCAGUGUCGAAGCUGGGCCGUGACCCCUCUGAUGAGGACUGCUUCUUUGACCUCCUUAGCAAGUUCCAGAGCAGCCGCAUGGAUGACCAGCGCUGCCAUCUUGAUGAUCCACAGAACGGAGACAACGGAGAGGGAACUGCGAACACGCCAACCCUGAAUGAGAUGAUAGAUCCUGCAAUUACUACUUCCCCCCAGACCGAGGAGCUCUUUGAUUUGAUCGCUAGCUCUCAGAGUCGUCGUCUUGACGAUCAGCGUGUAAGCGUUGGAAACCUUCCAGGCCUUCGGAUCACACAUAACAACCUAGGGCAUCUCGUUGGUGAAGGAGAUCAUCAAGAACCCAGUGAUGACUUCUUCAACAUGCUUAUAAAGUGUCAGUCCUCCAGGAUCGAUGAUCAGCGGUGUUCCCCACCAGAAGCAGGCCCUCAUGCCCCUACAGUGCCAGAUGAAGACUUCUUCAGUCUAAUCCAGAGGGUGCAGGCCAAGCGCAUGGACGAGCAGCGAGUCCAGUUGCCCGAAGACGACCAGGACAACCCUCCGUCUCCUGACCCAGAGCCACCCGGUGGCUUUCCAAGCUAGAAUUGGGUGAAUAAUGCCACACAACUUCGUGUCAAAGAAAGUAAGACCAGAGAAAGUGAAAGGAUGAUGAGCCGACAUGUAAAGGCCGCACUGAAGAGUGAACUAACCAGAACAUUAUUAAGAAGACAAAUUCCAUGUGCAAUAGGUGGUGCUCCAUUUAAUGUUGCUUGAUGUAUUAAUUACAUGCAAAUAUAAUAAAACAUGCAAAACAGAGGCUUGAUGGGGGUGGGCAACAAAAAACAGUUUGGGGGUAAAAUAAAAAAAGCUAUAGUACAAUGUAUAUACUAAAUCUGAUGCCUUAAUCUGAAUAU
Molecule: messenger RNA, 2625 nt
Organism: Nematolebias whitei (Rio pearlfish)
Lineage: Eukaryota; Metazoa; Chordata; Actinopteri; Cyprinodontiformes; Rivulidae
Gene: gpsm1b
Product: G protein signaling modulator 1b
Exons: 14
Coding region: 323-2314 (663 amino acids)
Molecular function (GO): GTPase regulator activity; protein binding
Source: RefSeq, a predicted model, not a curated record